Messenger RNA from Encephalitozoon romaleae SJ-2008, 480 nucleotides. RefSeq names its product ubiquitin conjugating enzyme E2. The transcript has a single exon. Gene Ontology annotation, molecular function: NEDD8 transferase activity. Gene Ontology annotation, cellular component: nucleus. Bases 1 to 480 code for a protein of 159 amino acids. Gene Ontology annotation, biological process: protein neddylation. Lineage: Eukaryota; Fungi; Microsporidia; Unikaryonidae. The record is from RefSeq and is a predicted model, not a curated record.
AUGGGGUAUAAGUGGCCCAUGUGCCCAUUGGAGACAUCUUCCUUUGCAGCCUUCCGUUUGAAGACAGAGAUCAAAUCCAUCGAAUUACUUCCGGGAACGUCAUUAUCUGUAGAUAAAUCUUCAGAGGAGAGAUAUGUUAUGGAAGUCGGAUAUACAAUGCCAAUUACAGAGGGGAUUUAUGAAGGGAGGGUGCUAAGAUUCAAGAUAAAGAUUCCCCAUGCAUAUCCAUUCAAACCACCAAAGCUCCUGUGUCUAGAUAAGGUGUUCCAUCCAAAUAUCGACGAUGACGGAAAUGUUUGCAUGGAGAUUUUGAGGCUAGGAUGGAGACCUACUCAUGGGUUAGAGAGUGUAUUUGUCAAUCUUUAUGUUAUAUUUGUUGAGAUUACUGGAGAAGAUGCACUAAACACAUUGGCAGGAGAUUUGCUCAGAAUGGACUACGAGAGGUUUGUAAGGAUUGCAAAAGGCCACGAAAAAUUAUAG